AUGUGCAACCAGAACCCAGAGAGGGCCCUGAAGAGGGCUUUGGACAACACUGUCUGCAGGCAGCGUUGGGAGCAAGGAAAGCAGGAGUCUCAGAGCCCGGCGCUGGAUCGCUGCGUUGACUGGGCAGGUACAGCUGACGCCUGGUUCCCGAGGCUGCGCUCCCUCCACUCCCGCCCAGCUCAGCGCUCCUCUCGGGUCACCCCUGUCCCCUCCCCUGCUGCCCAGGCAGGCCGGUGCCCUCCCCGACCCCAGGCCGGGCUCACGGAGCUGCUGAGUCACGUUCCGGGCACGCGGCCCUGGGGACCAGGGCCUCCGGGGCGCGCCGGGGCUGCGGAGCCAGCAGGGGACGUGCUGGGACGCCUGCAGUUCUGCUGGUUCCUGCCGUCCUUGGCCCUGUCCUCAGCAAGCCGGGCUGAGGAGAGCUCGGCUGUGAAGAGAGUUGCCCUGGGCCUGCCUUUGAUCUGCCCGCAGCGCAGGGGCUCCUGCCAGCCUGGCGGCUUCCCCACCCCAGCUCUCACCUGUGAGGUCCAGGAUCUUCUUCCUGGCCUCUCUCUGCUGGCCACCUCACAGGUGUCCAUCCUGUCAUCCUUUGAGAGCCGCCUUAUGAAGCUGGAGAACUCCAUCAUCCCUGUGCACAAACAGACGGAGAAUCUGCAGCGGCUGCAGGAGAAUGUCGAGAAGACGCUGUCCUGCCUGGACCAUGUCAUCAGCUACUACCAUGUGGCCAGUGACACUGAGAAAAUCAUCAGGGAGGGCCCCACAGGUAGGCUGGAAGAGUACCUGGGAAGCAUGGCCAAGAUUCAGAAGGCUGUGGAGUAUUUCCAGGACAAUAGCCCAGACAGUCCAGAGCUCAACAAAGUGAAGCUGCUGUUUGAGCGGGGAAAGGAGUCGCUGGAGUCCGAGUUCCGUAGCCUGAUGACCCGGCACAGUAAGGUCGUCUCCCCUGUGCUCAUCCUGGACCUGAUCAGUGGUGAUGACGAGCUGGAGGUCCAAGAGGACGUGGCCCUGGAGCACCUGCCCGAGAGCGUGCUCCAGGACGUGAUCCGCAUCUCCCGCUGGCUAGUGGAAUAUGGCCGCAACCAAGACUUCAUGAAUGUCUACUACCAGAUUCGCUCCAGCCAGCUGGACCGCUCCAUCAAGGGCCUGAAGGAGCAUUUCCGGAAGAGCAGUUCUUCCUCUGGGGUUCCCUACUCCCCUGCCAUCCCCAACAAGAGGAAAGACACACCCACCAAGAAGCCAGUCAAGCGGCCAGGGACGAUCCGUAAGGCUCAGAACCUUCUGAAACAGUAUUCCCAGCAUGGUCUAGAUGGGAAAAAGGGGGGCUCUAACCUCAUUCCUCUGGAAGGUCACGAGCAUGAUUUCCGAGUUAAGCACCUGUCCGAGGCCCUGAACGACAAGCACGGGCCGCUGGCUGGGAGAGAUGACAUGCUGGACGUGGAGACCGACGCCUACAUUCACUGCGUCAGUGCCUUUGUCAAGCUGGCCCAGAGCGAGUACCAGCUGCUGACCGACAUCAUCCCUGAGCACCAUCAGAAAAAAACCUUUGACUCCUUGAUCCAGGAUGCGCUGGAUGGGCUGAUGCUGGAGGGAGAGAACAUCGUGGCUGCUGCCCGCAAGGCCAUCAUCCGCCACGACUUCUCCACGGUGCUCACCGUCUUCCCCAUCCUGCGGCACCUCAAACAGACCAAACCUGAGUUUGACCAGGUGCUCCAGGGCACGGCCGCCAGCACCAAGAACAAGCUGCCUGGCCUCAUCACCUCCAUGGAGACCAUUGGAGCCAAAGCGCUGGAGGACUUUGCGGACAACAUCAAGAAUGACCCGGACAAGGAGUACAACAUGCCCAAGGACGGCACCGUGCACGAGCUCACAAGCAACGCCAUCCUCUUCCUGCAGCAGCUUCUGGACUUCCAGGAAACAGCAGGUGCCAUGCUGGCCUCCCAAGAGACCAGUUCUUCAGCCACCAGCUACAACUCCGAGUUCAGCAAGCGACUGCUAAGCACCUAUAUCUGUAAAGUCCUGGGCAACCUGCAGUUGAACUUGCUGAGCAAGUCCAAGGUGUAUGAGGACCCAGCCCUGAGCGCCAUCUUCCUGCACAACAACUACAACUACAUCCUCAAGUCGCUGGAGAAGUCUGAGCUGAUCCAGCUGGUGGCUGUGACCCAGAAGACUGCCGAGCGCUCCUACCGGGAGCACAUUGAGCAACAGAUCCAGACCUACCAACGCAGUUGGUUAAAGGUGACCGAUUACAUCGCAGAGAAGAAUCUACCUGUGUUCCAACCGGGAGUCAAGCUCCGGGACAAGGAGCGACAGAUGAUCAAGGAGCGUUUUAAGGGCUUCAAUGAUGGCCUUGAAGAACUAUGCAAGAUCCAGAAGGCCUGGGCUAUUCCAGACACAGAGCAGAGGGACAAGAUUCGCCAGGCUCAGAAGAACAUUGUCAAGGAGACCUAUGGGGCCUUUCUGCACAGGUACGGCAGCGUGCCCUUCACCAAGAACCCUGAGAAGUACAUCAAGUACCGCGUGGAGCAGGUGGGAGACAUGAUCGAGCGCCUUUUCGACACCUCCGCCUGAGCCUGCUACUAUCUCCGCCUGCUUCACCAGACUAACCAUGUUAUUGGACAGAUAAACCAGUGUUAACUUGC
Molecule: messenger RNA, 2639 nt
Organism: Galeopterus variegatus (Sunda flying lemur)
Lineage: Eukaryota; Metazoa; Chordata; Mammalia; Dermoptera; Cynocephalidae
Gene: EXOC7
Product: exocyst complex component 7
Exons: 22
Coding region: 1-2568 (855 amino acids)
Biological process (GO): exocytosis
Cellular component (GO): exocyst
Molecular function (GO): phosphatidylinositol-4,5-bisphosphate binding
Source: RefSeq, a predicted model, not a curated record